AUGUGACUUGCUUGUUUGAUUGACGUGCGACGUAUCGCCCCUUCCUACCAAAUACCUAACACGUGGCGACGAUCGGACUCACUUUUCGCUUUAAAAAUGUCUACGGGAGUGUCUUUUGGUGUUCUUUCCACAUUCGACCACUUGUCACAGGAGUGGAACAGCUAUAAAUCGCGAUUAAAUCAAUGGUUUAUUGCGAACGACAUAACCGUUGAAACGGACAAGGCGACAGUCAAGCGGAGGGCGAUUUUGUUAACGUCAUUAAGUGAAUCAACUUUCAAGCUAGCAAGUGAUCUGGCAUUACCCCAUAAGGUAGAAGAAUUGAAUUAUGAGGCAAUUGUGAAGCUCCUAGAUGACCAUUUCACACCCAAAAGAAUUGGAUUUGCCGAAAAAUCAAACUUCUACUCUGCAUCACAGCGUCCAGGGGAAAGUCACACUCAAUGGGCGGCCAGAAUCAGAGGAUUGGCAGCACACUGUGCUUUUAAAAACUUGGAGGAGGCCUUGCUUGAUAAAUUUAUCAUGGGCAUGGCAGCGGGACACGAGCGGGACAAACUGUUCGCGCAGGAUCAGCAGCAGCUAACCCUCGCGAAAGCCAUCGACCUGGCAGAGAGCGUGCGCUGCGCACGCCAGGCCUCGGCGCUGGCAGUGCCGAGCGCAGGCGGCGCCGGCACAGCGGGCCCGGAUGCAGUGUUCAACAUCACCAAGAAGGCAAAGUGUAGUGUGUGCGGUUUUACAAACCAUAGGGCCGAUCAGUGUCGUUUCAAAAAUUACAAAUGCAAAAAGUGUAAUUCUAAAGGUCAUUUGCGUAAAAUGUGUCCUAACGGGGACAAAGUGAAAUACGUUAAUGAAGGUAACGUGGACGACGGAGACGACGUCCUUACAGGCUAAAUAUUAUAAAGGUACUAACAGAGUAGACUUUAAAGAAAAUGAUAAAGUGUGGAUAACUAAGAACAUUAACGUUAAAA
This is a messenger RNA of Ostrinia nubilalis (European corn borer), 962 nucleotides long. RefSeq lists its product as uncharacterized. The record is from RefSeq and is a predicted model, not a curated record. Gene Ontology annotation, molecular function: zinc ion binding; nucleic acid binding. The transcript is spliced from 2 exons. NCBI's taxonomy places the organism in Eukaryota, Metazoa, Arthropoda, Insecta, Lepidoptera, Crambidae. Bases 97 to 885 code for a protein of 262 amino acids.